CCCCUCAAUUUUAUAUGACACUACCACGAGAAAUAUUAUUGCCAGAGGUGACAAGGCUGAUGAAGCGAAUGAAAAUCCGAAUAGUCUCCAAGAAGGCGUUAUUUAUGUACGCAACACCUUAAGCGAGCUCACUGACAUUUAUUUAAAAUCCAAGCAACAAUCUUUCGAUAAUACGGCACUGUACGCGCUCUUGUACGAGGAAGCUAUAGACCUUUUACAAAAAAUACUGGAGCGUUAUAAACAAAAAUUGAAUAGUGUAAAUAUGGAUUUUUAUUAUUCUUUGAAUCUUCCAUCCAGUUGGGAUUAUGAAAUAAGAGAAGAAUUGUUCCUGCCUCUAUUUGUAAAAGCUGGUCUUCUCCAUGAAAAUGAUGGUCCGGGCAGGCUGGUGUUUUGUUCAGUGUUGGAGUUAAAGUUUCAGGACAUGCAAAGAAAUAGAAACGGGUAUAAUACUAGAAACAUAAAAUAUGGUGAUCAGCGCGUUAUUUGUACAAUAGAUUAUCAAGGUACAUACUCCGUGGAUUUGGAAUUAGUAUCAGCUCAAUAUCCUGCUUUCAGAUCAGCACAAAUAAAAUUGGUGCCACAAUUGUUGAAACAGGCUCACUUUGUAAUCCCGUUUGGACUAAAGGAACUACGAUUGUCAUUAAUAUCAUGUGUGGAUAAGCAUUGUGAUACUACGUUAUUAUCCGAAUCUAUCGACGACAUGCUUGAAAAACUCAGUCGAAAGUACGAUGGAUUUAAAUAUUUCAGAAAAGCAAGUGAUGUUUUAGAUGAUCACCCAUUGCCAGACUUGAAAUCUCGCUGGACGAAUAGAUCAAUCACUUUAAAGGACAUACUUGAACAUUUUUCUGGUUUUGUUGAAAAAUUCUUUAGAAGUGAAGUAGAUAAAUUUCUUGUAGGCACAAGCAAUAUAGUACCCAGACCAUUGGACAUUUUUUACACAAGUCAAAUCCCGAAAACAUUUUUAGCUCAGGGGCUAAUCUCAUUAGUUGAUUGUUGGUCGAAAAAGUAUUUCAAGGAACUAAAAGCAUUUUACAUAUCCGCGGAACUCCAUCGUGAUUCCCCCAUAUUCGAAUUCUUUGGUUAUAUUCGCCGAAAAGAGCUAACUCAACAGCUUUUAGAAAACCGAAUGGAAGAAUUUAACGUGCACAGAAACCCAAUUAUACUACCCAAAGAAACAACAAUGGAAGAACCCAAAAGUUGCUUAAAGCCUGUUUCUUUCAUCAACAUCGACAUAUCGCCUACACAAAUCCAGACUGUUUUUACAUACCUAGAUAAAGGUAGACAAGUUGAACAGAAGCAAAAUUUUAAAUGUAAUAUGCAACCGUUGAAUUUUUUCAUCAAGCAAUCAGAAAUAUAUCAAAGACCAGUACUACAUAUACCAAAUAGACUGAAAUUAGGUUUAGAAAAGAUUUUUGGUGACUAUCUUCAAGUGUACUCAAGUUACAAAAGAAUUACGUUUAAAAGAAUAUCAGUGAAGCCAGCAUCCAAAUUACUUAGCCGGGCUUUCCGAGACAUGCGGAAGGGAAAAACUUCAAAUAAUGAUGAGACCAUAAAAUCAAGUAAAAAUCGGCUAAAGAAAAUUAGGAAUUUAUUUGCCUCCUUAGAUCCAGACCUAUUUAAAGAGCUUAUGGCAAACAUUGAAAUGGACGAUCUUUUUGUGUUGAAGGAUGAAUUUUGUGGUUCGGAUAUCAAGCCAUUUACUACAUGCCAUCCUGGUUACAUGUAUUUUUUUAUGCUCACAUAUCUGCACUGUCUCAACAAGCAAAUAGAAGAAAAAUUCGAAAGUAAUAUCGGAUCGAAUUGGAGAGCCAACAACAUUUGGUAUGGCGUCUCUAUUGAUAAAAACAUAUUGGAUACUGUAUUUGGCCCAAUAACAAAUCUGGAAAAAUUAUUCUUUGCAAGUGGAAUAUUAAGGAAGGGCGACGAACUUCGAAAAGCAAAAUUCUGCACACAUGGUGAGGAAAUUCUACCGGCCCUACAACACAAGUAUCAACAUUUGGACUUUAGGUUGAAAUCAUACUUUGUUGUUGCACAGAUACAUUCGAAGCAUAUUCAACUCAGUUUGCAUCAAGUGGUCAAACUGGCAUCACCCGGAGAAGAUCCGGCGUCCAUCAUUAUUCAGGAUGAAAUGAUACAUAUCAAUGAUGUUUAUGAUACACUUUGUAAAAGUAUUAUGAAGAGCAUACAAUUCAAUUGUCAAGUUGAGUAUUGUACUACACAUAAGAGUGAGAAAGAUAGACAAUAUAAUUUCCAAUCAUUUGAAAUAUAUAACAGUAUCUAUCGAAAUUUAAAACCAUGCGUUGUUGAACUUUUCGAAAAUAACAAAUCAAAUUUGAACGUGGAUUCCGAAAUACAGCUAAAUAUCAACACGAAAUGUGGUUGCAGAAUAAGCAUAUUUCUUCGUUAUAUUAUUGAAGUAGGCCUUAUUUCAGUGAUAGAAAGUAUAACAACAGAUAUAGUGGCUUCUUUGACCAACGAAAAGUUAUUUGGAAACUAUGUGCCGAAUUGUAUUUUUGUGUUUGGAAACCCGUUCAAUCUGGGGCAGGGUUCAGAGAUCCACAUAGCAUACACCAUGAUUAUGCAAAAAGCGAUUGAUGACGGUGUAUAUAUUAAAGAAAAAGAUACAAAGAUAUUUGUACUAAGAGAAUCUAUAAUCCAAUUGCUGGACACGUCCUCAACUGGAAAAAAUCCUUACAUGUUAGAAAGGUUUGUCACUGGAACUUUGUGCCAAGUAUCAAGCAAUACAUACAUGAUGCGGAUUUCAAGUUCAAACGGUUUGCUCCCUUUCACCCGAAUAAAUAGUGAUGGUGAUAUCAAAAAUACUACUGCAGGUGAUGGUAGUUAUAUGGUAUUUAUUCAGAAAGGGAAGCCCGUUUCAACAAAAGGGCUUAUAAUUCAAACCAAGGAAGUACCAUAUAUCAAUUUAAAAAUUUUUCAAUUAGAAAGUUCACCCAGUACUGUUCCGGACAAGUAUGCUCUAUUGCACAGCGACACUCCUGGUUAUACUUAUGGAACAAACUGCUUUAAUUUGUCACUUUAUGGUGUUGGAACAUUUGUGGUAGAAUAUGAGCAGAUUAGCAAUAAUUUAUCUAUCAAAUUAUCAAGAGGAUGCAUCGGCGAUAUUAAUGACUAUAUAGAUAAACCUUAUUACAAAAUUCGAAAUAUCAUCGAGCCAUUGACACUUGCUUACAUUUAACAUAUGACCGCUUCAAUAAACUAACAGCCGUAUCCACAAUUGACUUUAUAAAUUACUAUUUUAUUUGCGUACUUUCAUUGAAAAAAUGCCCCCUUUUACCCAGAUGCUAUUGGAAUACGUUUUGUGCAAGUGUAUAGCGUAAGGGAGUACAUUCUAACGUUUUAAAUCUGAAAUUGUUGGUAUAUAUUAUCCCACCUACACAUAUAAAUCUAUCUACACAUAAAUAACACCAUCUAUAUUUUUAUCC
Molecule: messenger RNA, 3443 nt
Organism: Mucor mucedo
Lineage: Eukaryota; Fungi; Mucoromycota; Mucoromycetes; Mucorales; Mucoraceae
Exons: 7
Coding region: 263-3196 (977 amino acids)
Source: RefSeq, a predicted model, not a curated record